Messenger RNA from Diceros bicornis minor, 6775 nucleotides. It is a transcript of the gene ARHGEF9, whose product is annotated as Cdc42 guanine nucleotide exchange factor 9. Bases 2112 to 3665 code for a protein of 517 amino acids. The transcript has 10 exons. Gene Ontology annotation, molecular function: guanyl-nucleotide exchange factor activity; protein binding. NCBI's taxonomy places the organism in Eukaryota, Metazoa, Chordata, Mammalia, Perissodactyla, Rhinocerotidae. The record is from RefSeq and is a predicted model, not a curated record.
AAUUCUUAUAUUUCAAACUCUAGCUCUAUAAAGUUUAAGACACUUGGUCUUAGUAUGAUUUAUGAUUCAGAAUCACUUGGGCUGCUUGUGAAAAAUGCUGGGGUGAUCCUGACCCGGGGUUUGUGGACCACACAUUAUGCCACACAAACUGGCGUAAUGGGUCAGAAGCACCUGGGUGAUGCCAAAAGAUCGCGGAACAACUUGAUAGUAACUCCUGUUUCCAAAAUGUUUUGGAGAUGCAAGCUGAUGUUUAUCAGAUUGGGAGCUGCUCUGAUGUGGGAGACUUCUCUGGCCAAAAGGAUCAUGGUUGGUGGUCCAGAGACAUGUCUUCUCUCUGAUCUGUGCAAUCCUUGGCCCAUUUGGCUGCAUUUUCUCUAAAGGACUUAUUCCCUCAACAAGACUAAACUCAACAUCAUGAACUUCAGGGCGACAGCUGAGUCUCACUUCAGAAACUCCUGGGCCCAUUAAGCUGAGCUAGUGGCUGAAGUUUCAUACCAGAAGAGUCCAUUGCUAAGGUCCAGGCCAAGCAAGCAACUCCCCUUCCUUCAUAUGUUUGGUCACCAUUAUAGCUGAGAUUACCUUGUAACUUCCUUUGGAAGAGGUACAGAAAGAGGUGCCAUACUUUACCAUCAGUCUGUAAUAAAUGAGAAAAUGUCCUCGAUGGCUUCAUACCUUAAGAGGCUUGUCUGGGUUUCCAUGCUUUUAGGUCCUGGCAGGUGUGAGUUGGCUUGUGACUAAAGUACAUAUUGGCCCCCGGGAUCAGGUGAUCUGGUUUGCUCUUGCUGAGCCUACCCACAUUUAGGCUCACCUUUCCAGAUCAAGCCAGCCCAGCUGGGUUUCAUGUCUGCCAGGUGUGGCUGAAGCCAACAGUACAUCUUUUCAUUUUAUUAAAGUGAAAAAUGGAUGAUACAAUGGGACAUUGAAGGAAGCCAAUGCCUAAUUACUCGCAAAUCACACACCCAAACUAGGAAAAAGAUGAGAAGAGAUGAUAUUUGCAUAUUUCCUUUCAGUGCAUUUAGAGCCAUCAUCACUUGAAUGUAUUAAGUAUUCUGUUCAGAAAUGAAAUUAUUUAGUUAUGGGCAAUAGCAACACCCAGAUUAAAGCUGAAACCAUCCAGGUGUGAACUAUUAAGUCAUAGAGAAAAGAAAAAGCAAUUGUUGUGAUUUUUUUUUUUUAUAUUCAUAGUGGGGUUUUUCUUACCUGGCAUCUCUUCUCCUUUCCCUGAUGACCAUCAAGCACUUGUGCAGAUCUUCAGCAAAAACCAGCUCACCCCAGAAGCCACCUGGCCAUAAAUCCUGCCAACAAUGGAUUGGCCUGUAGGCCACCUGGUACAUAUCAUGUAAAUAGUUUCCUUGACCCCAUAGAAUGUUCUGAAGCCUGACAGAGAUGCUACCUCUGUUGCUGUGAGCUGCCUCAGAGCUUGCCUGGUUUUAGGGCUUAGGUCAUAGAAACUUUAGAUGGAGGCUAAAAACAAUGCUGUUUAUUAUGGAUUAAGCAGAUGUUUUAGAUCUACCGUUCACAAGUGUACACUCUGGUUGUUUGGAGAAUAACACUCUGGUUGACAACUUGAAUAACUCCAAGUUGUCUUAUUUUCUAUUUAUCCUAGGUAGAAAUUAGUGAAAGAGACAAAAAGUAGAGAGGAUACAGGCUAGAGUCACCAGGGAAGGGAUUAAGGAGCAAGCAGGCCAACAUCACACAGCUGGGAUGAGGCAGCCUAGUUCCAGUGUCCCUACACUUGACCAUGGCUUAGGGUAUGGCUGAAUCAGAGGCACAGAGGUAGGAGUGCAUCUGCUUGCAAGAAACGCAGUUUGGCCAGAGUGGAAGGUCCCUGCCAGGUUCGAAGCAAGGGUUGGAUCCAUAGGUGGGGCUAGAUUAAGGAGAGCUUUGAGAGAUUGACAAUAGGGAGUUAUUGAAGCUUCUUGAGCUUGGAUAGUGACACCAGCAAGAAAGUUUUGAGAAAUGCAUCAUUAAGGAGUAGCUUGAGGGAGAGAGAGGCAAAAAUGGGAAAAAUUAGGAAGGAGGGGAAUGAGGGCAUAUGAUGAGUUUUACAUAUGUUUUAUUGGAGGUGGUAGCAGGCCAUCCAGUGAAAUGUGGACCAGGCAGCUGGAAAUAUGGGAUUGGAGCUGAUCACUGGAGAUUCCAUCGUUAGUGCUGAGGCAGUAUGGGAUCACGUCACCAUGGCCAACCGGGAGUUGGCAUUUAAGGCUGGCGACGUCAUCAAAGUCUUGGAUGCUUCCAACAAGGAUUGGUGGUGGGGCCAGAUCGACGAUGAGGAGGGAUGGUUUCCUGCCAGCUUUGUGAGGCUCUGGGUGAACCAGGAGGAUGGGGUGGAGGAAGGGCCCAGUGAUGUGCAGAAUGGGCACCUGGACCCCAAAUCAGACUGCCUCUGUCUGGGCCGACCACUACAGAACCGGGACCAGAUGCGGGCCAAUGUUAUCAAUGAGAUCAUGAGCACCGAACGUCAUUACAUCAAGCACCUCAAGGACAUUUGUGAGGGCUACCUGAAGCAAUGCCGGAAGAGAAGGGACAUGUUCAGCGAUGAGCAACUGAAGGUGAUCUUUGGGAACAUUGAAGACAUCUACAGGUUUCAGAUGGGCUUCGUGAGAGACCUGGAGAAACAGUACAACAAUGAUGACCCCCACCUCAGUGAGAUAGGACCCUGCUUUCUGGAGCACCAAGAUGGAUUCUGGAUAUACUCUGAAUACUGUAACAACCACCUGGACGCCUGCAUGGAGCUCUCCAAACUGAUGAAGGACAGCCGCUACCAGCACUUCUUUGAGGCCUGUCGCCUCUUGCAGCAGAUGAUCGAUAUUGCUAUUGAUGGUUUCCUUUUGACUCCAGUGCAGAAGAUCUGCAAGUAUCCCUUACAGUUGGCUGAGCUCCUCAAGUAUACCGCCCAGGACCAUAGUGACUACAGGUAUGUGGCAGCUGCCCUGGCUGUCAUGAGAAAUGUGACUCAGCAAAUCAAUGAGCGCAAGCGGCGUUUGGAGAAUAUCGACAAGAUUGCCCAGUGGCAGGCCUCUGUCCUAGACUGGGAGGGUGAAGACAUCCUAGACAGGAGCUCGGAGCUGAUCUACACUGGGGAGAUGGCCUGGAUCUACCAGCCCUACGGCCGCAACCAGCAACGAGUCUUCUUCCUGUUUGACCACCAGAUGGUCCUCUGCAAGAAGGACCUGAUCCGGAGAGACAUCCUGUACUACAAAGGCCGCAUUGACAUGGAUAAAUACGAGGUAGUCGACAUUGAAGAUGGCAGAGAUGAUGACUUCAAUAUCAGUAUGAAGAAUGCCUUCAAGCUUCACAACAAGGAGACUGAGGAGAUACAUCUAUUCUUUGCCAAGAAGCUAGAGGAAAAGAUACGCUGGCUCAGGGCUUUUAGAGAAGAGAGGAAAAUGGUACAGGAAGAUGAAAAAAUUGGCUUUGAAAUUUCCGAAAACCAGAAGAGGCAGGCUGCAAUGACUGUGAGAAAAGUCCCUAAACAAAAAGGUGUCAACUCUGCCCGCUCAGUUCCUCCUUCCUACCAACCACCGCAGGACCCGUUAAACCAAGGCCAGUACCUGGUCCCUGAUGGCAUCGCUCAGUCGCAAGUCUUUGAGUUCACCGAACCCAAGCGCAGCCAGUCACCAUUCUGGCAAAACUUCAGCAGGUUAACCCCCUUCAAAAAAUAAUACCUACAGGGAGGCAGAUAAUUUUAAAAUAAAGUAAAUAAAAUUAUAUUUAUAGAUGGACCUUUUUUCGGAGAAGCACUGUUGAAAUUUAUAUAUAUAUCUACAUACAUGUGUAUGUAUGUAUAUAUGUAUGUAGAUAUAUAUACACACAUACACACACACAGACCCUUGAGUGUGUACACACACACACAAACGCACACACACGCACACACACACAAGGACCAAAAACGUUGUCUGUUGUUUUGGGGAAGUGAAAUCCGUAGUUGGUAGGAAGAGGUACCAAUGACUUCCAAACAUGUGACCCCUUCUUAAAAGUUUUCCAUUCUUACCUUAUCUCCCACCCCUUUACUUUGAGAAAUUGACAUUUCUAUUUGUUCCUUUUCUUGUUGAGAUAAUCUCUUUGCUCCCCUGUGAGUGAUUCAUUGACUUGUCAUUAUUACCAUAGAUGUGUUUGUAUUGGUUUUUUCUUUCCUGAUGAUACUGAUCUUGGUGACUUUUGAAUUUAAUUUGAUGUGGUGGAGUUUGGGAGUUUGGAAUUUUUUUUCUUUUUACUUUUCUCUGGGUAAAGGGAGAAUCCCCUUUCUCCUCUUCCUCAGCUGACCAUCUGCGAAUGUUUUUGCAGCCCUGCAGUUGCCCCAAACAGCCUUUUUCCUGCAUCUUCUGUCCUCAGUCGUGCCAGUCUGGAGAUGAUCUUUUGUGCCCUGUGACAUAACUGCUCGAUAUUUCUAUUGCUUUCACUGUAUUUUAGGUGUUGUAGAGGGAUCAGAAGCAAACAGAAACAAGGGAGUGUCUGAGUAUAAUGAUGCUGGAGAGGACUUCUGUUCAGGGAACAUUCUGCAUUUGGGCUGUUUUUUUUUUUCCCUAGCACUGGGGGUUCCCAUGUUGCUGCACUGCUGGGUCAUGAGAAUUUUGUAUCUGGGGUUUAGUUUGGGCCAAUUAUUCUCUUCUUCAAGCUGCUUUGGUUAUGGUGUUCCUUCUAGGCCUGUCCCUCCCCUAACCUAAAAGAUCUGAACUAGAAGCAAAGAGGCUGAGACUCUGCCUCUUGGGGGAGAGAUUCGACUGCCUCUAGCACCAAGUAGGUUUAAGGCAGGGCUCCCCACCGCAGUCGGUUCAGGGACCUGGCCGUUCCUGCUUCCAUUUGCAGAUUGUUUAGGAAGCAUUUAUAGGAAUCUAUGGAGGGGUCAAGACAGAGCCCAUCUGACCAAGAUCAUCAGCUGCCUUCAAAUUAUUGACCUGGACAGGAUUCAAGGCUGAUAGUAACCUCUUAUAGUAAGAACAGGGAUGGGCAUGGAAGAGACAGCCUUGGCCCAAGAUAUGUACCUGUGGUUCCUACCACUCAAGUUAUGUGAGACUUCCCCCAUUGUUAGCAAAUUGCAUGGACAGUAUUCCAUGGCUUCUUCCUUCCCCUCUCCCUGUCUUCCUUCUUUCUCCUGUUCUCCUGGCACAGGAGAAUUGUUGGUAUUGGCAUAGUUAAAGCACUCAAAGAAGGCCAUGUUUCCAACAUUAUCCCAUCCCAGGACAUUUGAAGCAAGUAAAUGAGAAGCCCUUUUCCCUGUGGAUAAAGGGUCUGAGGCAAAGAUGCUACCCUCUGGCUCAUUUUUGGCAGGCUUUACACUUGGGAAAAACUAACCUCUCCCACAAAGAGGCAGGCUCCCUAUGGGUGCAGGAGUACCUGUUCCUCCUCCCCACAUGGCUCCUUGGGUUGAUAGACCUUGAAGAGCGAGGAGAGUGGAGUACAAAGGAGUGAGGAUGGGCCCUGCUAUGGAGAGCCACUCUAACAAAGAAUCUGGAGAUUGAGUCUGUCCUGGACCCCAUGGGAGAAGACUUCAUCAUGAAAGGACUUCAGCUUACUGAGCAGCAGCCAUGGCUGCAUGGGGCCCUCAGCAUAGCUGGCUUGAUUGCUGCUCUAUGCCUCCUUCUUAAAUCAGGCCUUGCCUAGCCUGGUAAUUUUUCCUCUGUAGGAAUCAAAUUACAAACUGUUUAAGAUUCCAUUCCACUACAGCCAAAUCAGACUUGUGGAGUAAGCCAAGGAUAAACCUGAGCUGAGCAGAGGGCUGGGGCUCGGGACUGGCCACCACUGCUCAGCACAUAUCCUAGCUACUUAAGUCCCCUUCACAAGGAACCUGGUACCCAGUGCCUAAGCUAAAAUGGCCUUGGCAAAGAAAAUGUGUUUCAGUGGCUGUGUACGCCUCCCUUGAGUAUACAUUCUUUUCCUACUUUCCAUUCUUCCCCACUAGGCUUGGCCUUGAUAUGUUUCUCCAGGGGCUGAGGGCACAAGAAGAGGGGAUGCCUGGACAAGUCCCUGGACCUACAACAUCUCUUGGCCAAGUUCCCUUGUCCCACCUGUUCCUCUGGGCCUUUUCCCAGAGCUCCAGGAUCAGGGAUAGCACCUCUCGCCACCCACUUCUCAUCCACCCAACCCACUGGCCUCGUCAGAUACCAAUAACUUGUAAAAACAACAAGAAGUCAGGUUUCCAUUAGUUGGAGUGUUCCCCCAGCCUAUGGCAGCAAAGCAGACCAGUGACCAACAGCCCCAAGGCGAAUCCCAUUACCUGGGCUCAGAGUCUAAGCCUAUUCUGUGUCCCCACAGCAGUGCUAUCCCCAAGAACUCUGUAAAUCUCUGUUUCUGCAUGGCCUGAGCUCCCCUUUCAUCAACUCAAUGAGGCCUGCAUUUGCUCACCAAAAGGCUUUGCUAGUGUGUUCUUUGGGCCCUGCUGUGGGAUGGUCCUAACACAGAAAUCCAACUCCUCUUUCUCUCUCCCUCUCUCCCCUUCUCUCUAUAUAUGUAUAUCUCUACUGGAUUUAUAAGGGCAGCAACAAGAGAGUUGUAACAAUUCUAGUGUGAAGCCAAAUAGUGAUCUUUUAGUGCUUUGGGGAUGGGGUGGGCUGGGGUAGAUGGAAGGACAGCAGUGAUUUUGAUUACCCCUACUGCUCUGCAUUUGCCAGUUUAUUAUUUCAUUUCUUCUAUCUGACUGUUUGACCCUGUCAAACAAGUGUCAAAGUUGUGUGUUUAAAAAGAUGUUUAACGACAAAAAUAUGAUGUUGUAAUGACAGAAAGCCUUAUGAAAAUAUUUAUGGAAUUCAAUAAAAGAAGUAAAAAGACCCCUGUA